UUUGAUAAAUAAGAAGACGAUAAAGAACAGUAAGUGAGAGAGACAGUUAGAAAAUGGCGACAACAAGAAGAAUAAGAUGGUACCCACCACCCCCUCCAAGUCCUAGAAUACUUCACUUACCACUAAGACGACCUGUUCGUCGAAAAACCAGUUCGAAAAAUCACUUGAAUCCGAAAAUUGUUGUUCCGAAAGAAUCACCAGAGUUAUUAUCACACCAGAGUAAUCAUCCAAGAGGAAAACUCGAAACUCUGUUUGAUCAAGAAAGAGUUUUCUCAAAAACAGUUCCGAUAGUUUUAUUGAACUCAUCACCAUCUGUAGGACAUCAUUAUGGUGGUGAUGGUAAUGGGAGACGAGAAAGAGUUGAAGAAGAUUUUGAAUUUGGACAUAAAUGUGAAGAACCAGAAGAUAUUAAUGAAAAUGAGAAAUGGAGAUUUCAAGCUGAGAUUCUUAGAGCCGAAUGUAAUUUUCUUCGAAUGGAAAGGGAAAUAGCAUUAAGGAAGCUGGAAAUCAAUCGAGUUCAAACUCAAAAGACUCUUCGCUCCGCAGUAGAAACCCUAAUUUCUGGGAAAAAGAAAAUUUAUCAAGGAAAGAAUGUAGAUUCAGUAUUGGAGGAAGAAAUCGAUGAAUUAGAAGAGAAACUAAAUGAUUUACAUAGAAAAUCAGGCGUUACAGAUAUCGAGAUUCGUAAAUGUGAUAAUUUUGAUCUUAAAGCAUCAGUUCUUCAAAGGAGAUUAGAAAAACUUGAGUUUGAUGAUAAAUAUGUUAAAGAGAUUCAACAACUGGCUGAAUCAAGCUUAACUAUCAAGCCAAACAAUAACAAUCAUCGCUUUACAGAUGUGGAAAUACUUGGGAAAAAGAUGGAAGGAAUAUCAAAAGGGAUGUUGGAGAAGAUGGAAGCGGAGUAUAGAUCAAUGUUGUCCUCCACAGCAACAUCUUCUGCAACUGUGAGCGGGACCAGUUCUGCUUCGACUUCCAGUCGAUAUGAAUUCCCUCACAAUUCCUUUUCAUCUUCUAAAAAAGAUUAUCAAUAUCAUCAACGACGGGAGAGGACAGUCCCUGAAGAAAAAGUAUGUGCAGGGCGAUGUAAGAUGAUUGUGCGUAAAAUUGUCGAGCAGGUGAGGUCUGAGAUGGAGCAGUGGUCUCAAAUGCAAGAUAUGCUGGGACGGGUCAGGGUGGAAAUGGAGGAAUUGCAGGCUUCUCGUGAUUACUGGGAAGAUCGCGCACUAAAUUCCAACAACCAGGUCCAGUCACUUGAAUCCUCUGUGCAAGAUUGGAGAGAGAAAGCUCAUGUGAAUGAGACCAAAGUUUCUGAGCUGCAAAAACAAAUUUCUGAGCUCCAAGUAAAGCUUAAAAGAUCAAGAACUGAAAGAAACCAAAACUCAUCAAGGAUCAAGAACUUAGAGAUGACACAAGGGGGGGAUCUUUCACAAAAGGAGAAGGAAAAGAGAGUGUUGAUAUGUAGCUUGAAAGAGAAUCCGAAAGCAAAUUUAAGCAAGCAGACUAUCAAACACCAGUACAGUGACGUUGGCAGGACAAAAGAAUGCCCUACUCACAGUGGAAACACUGGUUCAAAUCGAUCACCUCUAAGUGAAAUUAAGAAUUCUUCAUCACCAAAGUCUCGACAAAUUGGUAGAACUACAUUAAUGUCUCCUUCCUACAGCACCGAGAAACACCACCGUGCAAAUUGCAGUAAGCAAAACAGAGAUAAUUUUGGCUUUGGCAGGAAACAUGACGGUGCAUAUCACAAUGGUUCGAUUCGAACACCUCUUGAGGAAGUAGGAAACUUAGCGUCGCCGAAGUUUAGGCAGAAAAGAAGAGAAAGUUAUCCUUUUGUUCUUGUCUAAGAAUCUGUUGUUAAGUUCUUUGAAGUUAUUAGUUCUGUAAGUUCGUACAUUUCACUGACUUGCAUAAUACUUAUUAAGAUUAUCAAUGUAUUAUUUCCAAAUUCCAAUAUGCUGAGUUGAA
Messenger RNA from Papaver somniferum (opium poppy), 1965 nucleotides. RefSeq names its product coiled-coil domain-containing protein 158-like. The record is from RefSeq and is a predicted model, not a curated record. The coding region runs from base 54 to 1844 and encodes 596 amino acids. The transcript has 5 exons. Lineage: Eukaryota; Viridiplantae; Streptophyta; Magnoliopsida; Ranunculales; Papaveraceae.